AUGUCUUAUCCCUGAAUUACUUCGCAAGAAUUUAUUUUUAUUGUAAAACAUCUUAACGCAUCUUCGAUUCUUAGACAGGAGACGAGUACACGUAUACGUAGACGAGAUUAAUUUCCCCGAGAAGAGGUAGUCUGCAUGUAGUUGCUUUUUACUUUCGGAACUUACCAUGCCAUGAUAUUACCUCUCUUUGCUAAAUUUCCCUUUCUUCCCUUACUUCUUCUAGCAUUCUAUAGUACAACGCGAAGGUAGGAGAUAACUAUUCGACGCUCCUUAAAAAGUAAUCUACGAAGCCAAGAACGCCACGAUAUACGACGUUCUUUUCGACGAAUCUGCCUUACAUUCACACAGACAUCAAUAUUUACUUACUGUAAUAAGUCAGCUGGCUGGCUGUCAGGGCCGUUCGUUGGAGAUCGACGCGCGGGGGUACCCGGCUAACCGAGACGAGAACGAGCAAAUACACGAGCGCAGUCUGUUCGCCAGUUCAUUUGAUCAACACUUUUGGAGCGACCUACCUAAGUACCGCCCCCAAACUUAUACAUACACCAAAGCUUCUUCUAUCGCUAUCACCACCAUCGACUGAACGGCACGGAACGAACGGGAAGCUUCCCCCCAGCGGGCAUCAUGUCGCGCGGUAGUAGUCGUAGUAGAUCCGACGAGGCGAACGUUACGCCGACAACGUUAACGAACUACGAAGCCGACGAUAACGACGCUAUUAAGAAGGCGCGCGACGAAUACGCUCUCAACCCGAUCGGCUCGGGGUCUUCGGGCAGCAAACAUUCGCACAGAAGCAAAAAAUCUGGUCACUUGCGCCUAGCUUCUACAUCGACCGACGGCGACGGCGACGACCUGGCUGCUGCUGUCACUAUGGGCCGGUCCCAAGAGCAGCUAGAUAAUACUUCGAUUGAAAACGGCGACCGUAGUAGCAUAACGUAUAAGGUGUACAAGAGGCGGUGGUUUGGUCUCGUGCAGUUAACGCUGCUGAAUAUUAUCGUUAGUUGGGAUUGGCUUACCUUCUCGCCUGUCUCGCAAAAUGCGGCUGUAUACUAUAACACAACCGAGUCUGCGAUCAACUGGUACUCGACGGGCUUCUUGUUUUCUUUCGUCGCCAUCUUUCCCGUCACUAUCUACGCCCUACAUUGGGGCCCCAAGCCAUCUAUUGUCAUCUCCGCCGUAUUAAUUCUUGUCGGUAACUGGAUCCGCUACGCCGGCUCCCAUUCACGGGAUGGCGGCAUAUAUGGCGUCGUCAUGUUCGGACAGAUCCUGACGGGUUUGGCGCAACCGUUCGUGCUCGCCGCUCCUACGCGUUACUCCGAUAUGUGGUUUACCGAGCGAGGCCGUGUUACAGCAACCGCCCUAGCUAGUCUAGCGAAUCCCUUCGGGGCCGCUCUCGGCCAGCUUGUCGUGCCGUUUAUGGUCUCGGGACCGGCUGACGUCUCGAAUGCCGUGCUCUAUGUUGCUAUUAUUUCUUCGGUAGCUGCCUUACCAUCAUUCAUCAUCCCAGCAGCACCGCCGACACCUCCAGGCCCGUCGGGAAACACGCCAAAGGCAUCGCUGCGAUCUUCGUUGAAUCUCCUAAAGUCUCUCGAGAUCUGGCUAAUCUUAUUCCCGUAUUCCAUCUACGUCGGCUUCUUCAACAGUAUAUCCUCGCUGCUUAACCAGAUUAUGAUCCCCUACGGCUUUUCGUCCGACGAAGCUGGUAUUGCAGGCGCUUUGCUUAUCGUCGUUGGACUUGUCGCGGCUGCUAUCACAAGUCCAAUUCUCGAUCGCACAAAGGCAUUCUUACUGUUUAUUAAAAUCGCCGUGCCGGUUAUCGCUCUGUCGUAUCUCGUCUUUGUCUGGAUGCCCCAGACUCGCAACCUUGCAGGCCCCUACGUUAUUCUCAGUCUCCUAGGUGCGGCUUCAUUCGGUUUAGUCCCCGUUGCGCUCGAAUUCCUCUGCGAAUUAAGUCACCCUGUCAGCCCAGAAGUUACAUCCACCGUCGCCUGGGCUGGAGGCCAAUUGUUCGGCGGUGUUUUUAUAGUUAUCAGCGAUGCGCUGAAGGCCGGUCCUGAUGCGGACCCACCGUUUCAUAUGUACAACGCUCUUGUCUUCUCUGCGAUCGUGGCGCUUGUUGUCAUGCCGUUACCGAUGAUGUUAGGGUUAUUCGGACGCGGUGAUAAACUUGUUCUAAGGAGGGUGAGGAGUGAUGAUAGGAGUAAUAGGGGGGGAAAUGGUACGGUGGUGGCUGUGGCAUGACGGUAAUGUGAUGUGAUCGUGGUGGGAAAAGGUCAGGAAGGCGGGCUGUAUAUGAUGGAUGGAUGGAUAAUAUUUAUUAUGAACAUACCUAUAUACCUCUGUCAUAUACUCAUGCUUACAUACAUAUUUCAUACAUAGAACGCGAUGCGUCUAUACAUAGGGCGGGCGGAAUUUUGUCUAAUUUGGAUGGUUUAUGGGGACGAUAUCCAUGCGUUCACGUUAUCAUACACCCUUCUUGUAUCUAGGUAGUGCGAAUUCAAGUAUAAUUACGUCGUUAGAAAC
Messenger RNA from Hypoxylon trugodes, 2517 nucleotides. RefSeq names its product MFS general substrate transporter. Gene Ontology annotation, molecular function: transmembrane transporter activity. Gene Ontology annotation, cellular component: membrane. NCBI's taxonomy places the organism in Eukaryota, Fungi, Ascomycota, Sordariomycetes, Xylariales, Hypoxylaceae. Gene Ontology annotation, biological process: transmembrane transport. The transcript has 3 exons. The record is from RefSeq and is a predicted model, not a curated record. Bases 622 to 2235 code for a protein of 537 amino acids.